ACAUAAAGUAAGUAACAAACCAUCUGCACUCUGCAAAAAGCAAAAGUGUUCCAUCCGCUGCAGGACUUGGCACAUGUAUCGAAGCAUAGGGUCAUCAACAAAAAUUGCUUUCAGAACAGUUCCUUUUCAAAGACGACAAACACUUACUGAGCCAAACGUGACUCCACUCAGCAGCAGAUAAAAUGAUGUUAAUAGACGCACAAGACCUGGUGCUUUACUUCCUCUUUCUAUUCACAAAUUCUGAAGUAACUGCAAACAGCUGGUUUCCAAGAAGUCUCCCAUGUGAUGUGAAGCACGAUGUAGCCUCAGUGGUUGUUGACUGCAGUGAACGUGAUCUGACAAAAGUGCCGAAGGGUUUUCCGUCGAAUGCCACCAACAUCACCCUUACCAUUAAUCACAUCUCAAUUAUCACCAAAAUAGCAUUUGCUGGACUCAACAGCCUCACUGAAAUUGAACUGCAAUGCAACUGCAUACCUGUCAGAUUGGGACCAAAGGACCGUAUAUGCUUCAACCCAUUACAGAUAGAGAAAGGAGCCUUCUCGUCUUUACCUGCAUUGAAGUCAUUGUACUUAGAUGGCAAUCAGAUCAGUGAAAUACCUCAAGACUUGCCUCAAACAUUGACCUUGUUGAGUCUUGAGGUGAAUAGCAUUUUUCAUAUCAACAAAGAAAACUUUUCAGAGCUCCAGAACCUAGAAGUUAUCUACCUUGGCCAAAACUGCUACUAUCGCAACCCCUGCAACGUUUCCUAUAUAAUCGAGAAUGAUACUUUUUCUAACUUGGUAAGCUUGAGAAUUCUGUCACUUAAAGACAAUAACUUGACUUCUGUUCCUCUGAACUUGCCAUCAUCCUUGAAAGAACUUGAUCUUUACAACAAUGCGAUACAGUGGAUCCAUGAAAAUGAUUUCAAGGGUUUGGUUGAGCUGGAAAUCCUAGAUCUGAGUGGGAACUGCCCUCGAUGUUACAAUGCCCCUUUCCCUUGUAAGCCCUGUCCUUUCAAUGCUAAUAUAUCCAUACCUUCCGGUGCCUUUAACACACUAAAGAAACUGAAGAUCUUACGCCUUCGUAGUAAUUCUUUAACAACUGUGCCUAGUGCCUGGUUCAAGAACACUCCCAGCCUUAAAAUUCUUGAUUUGUCCCAGAACUUCCUCAUUCAGGAAAUAGCCACAGCUACAUUUUUAAAAUAUCUGGUCAAGCUGGAGGAGAUAGAUUUGUCCUUUAAUUUUCAAUUGAAAUAUUACUCAGAGUAUCUUAACUUGUCCAAGUACUUCUCUAAGUUGGUGUCGCUUGAAAGAUUAAUGAUCAAAGGAUAUGUUUUCAAGGAGCUUAGUGAGCAGAACCUGAAACCACUCUUCAAACUUCAGAAUCUUACACUUUUGGAUCUCGGCACAAACUUUAUUAAGGUGGCUGACUUGCAAGUGUUUUCCAAGUUCCAGGGUCUGAAGGUGAUAAAUCUUUCAGAAAAUAAAAUAUCUCCUUCCUCCAGCGAUCCAUAUUCGGGUAGCUGCAGAGCGAGCAAUCACUACAAGGGUGAGAACUUCUACGGUUCUCCUAACGGAAGGUAUUACUUCCGUUAUGAUGCGUAUGGCCGAAGUUGCAAAUCGAAGAACAAGGAAACUUUCUCACGCAGUGAAUGCAAUGAAAUGGGAAAAACGUUAGAUUUGAGCAGAAACAACAUAUUUUUCAUCAAUCCAAUACAGUUUGAAAACAUGUCAUCUGUGAAGUGUUUAAAUUUGUCUGGAAAUCUAAUCAGCCAAACAUUGAAUGGCAGUGAAUUCAAGCACCUCCGACACUUGAGGUAUUUGGAUCUCUCAAACAAUCGCAUUGAUUUGCUUUUCGAAACUGCUUUUCAGGAACUGAAGGAAUUGAAAUUUCUAGAUCUCAGUAACAACCAACACUACUUCCAAGUGGAAGGUUUAUCUCACAGUCUAAAUUUUAUCCAGAAUCUGACCAUGCUCAGCAAACUAAUGAUGAACUACAAUCAGAUUUUCUCAUCUGAAGAGAAGAUCUUGGAAAGCAGGUCGCUCAAUGUUUUGGAAUUCAAGGGGAAUCAACUGGACGUCAUGUGGAGAGACGGUGAUGAUAGAUAUGUAAGAUUCUUCGAAAAACUCCACAAUUUGACACGUCUCGACAUUUCAAAAUGUGGCCUUAGUUUUCUACCACCUGGCGUUUUUGAGAAUCUUCCUCCAAAUCUGAAGGAACUGCUGUUAUCUGGCAACAAAUUAAAAUCUUUUAACUGGGGCAGACUGCACUUACUGGAGUCUCUGGAAACACUGGACCUUGGCAAAAAUAGUCUGACGACUGUCCCACAUGAACUGUCAAACUGCACUAAAACUCUCCAAAGGUUUAUUCUGACUGAGAACAAGAUCGCCAAGCUGACCCCACAUUUCCUCAAGGAUGCCUUCUUCCUUCGGUACCUGGACUUGAGCUACAACAGCUUACAAAUCAUCCACAAGUCGAGUUUCCCAGAAAACGUCAUGAAUCACCUGGAAAUGCUGCUGUUAAAUGGAAAUGGCUUCUUGUGUACCUGUGAUGCCAUUUGGUUUGUGUGGUGGAUCAACCAGACUUCUGUGAACAUCCCUCAUGUAGCCACAGAUGUCAAAUGUGGCUCCCCCAAUAUACACAAAGACCACAGUAUCUUAUCCUUAGAUCUAGAAUCAUGCCAAUUAAACUACCUUGGGGUUAUACUGUAUUCCAUCACAUCCUUUGUUAUCCUCCUCUUGCUGGUAAUAUCGAUCAGUAGCCACCUCUUCUAUUGGGAUGUGUGGUACGGUUAUCAUUUCUGUGCUGCAAGGUUAAGGGGAUAUCGCCCAAUGUUGUCAGAAAACAUUAUCUAUGAUGCCUUUGUGGCUUAUGACACAAAAGAUCCCUUGGUAACAGACUGGAUCUUAAAUGAAUUGUUGAUCAACCUGGAAGAGAAAGGAGAACAACGAUUGAGCCUGUGCUUAGAAGAAAGAGAUUGGAUCCCAGGCGAGCAUGUUGCAGACAAUCUUUCUCAGAGCGUAUACCAGAGCAGGAAAUCUGUCUUUGUGCUCACCAAUUCUUACAUGUCAAGUGGAAAUUUCAAAACCACUUUCUACAUGGCUCACCAGCGUUUAAUGGAUGAAAAGGCUGACGUGAUCAUUUUGGUUUUCCUGGAGAAAGCUUUGCAGACCUCCAAGUACCUUAGACUGAGGAAGAGACUUUGUAGGAGCUCAGUCCUUGAGUGGCCCAACAACCCUCGAGCUCAGCCUCUUUUCUGGCAGUGCCUUAGAAACGCACUAAAAGCGGACAAUCGCAAGCACUAUGGCAAACUCUUCAGUGAAAUUAUAUAGUUCCAGGUGUACCCGGUUCCUCCAUUUAAGUUCCUUUGUACUGUGGGCGAGAAGUAACCACGGAAGAAGUAAUGUAGAAAUGAUCACCUCAGCUUGGCUCAAUUAUCGUGCAAGUCCACAGACACCGUUGAUGACUGAUCAACCAGCUUAGCUUGUCAGUAAACACUGGUAGCAGGGAUUCCUCAUUCUCAGCUCCUCUUAAGCUGCAAGCCAUAGCGUUAACGGGUAGGAUGGUCCUCACUGAACAGCCACAGAAGCUUGCCAAAGAGUUCUCUCAACGUCUGGCGAUGGAUGCAGUUUUAGCCGGCCGUAUUCAGCUAAAAUUCUGUGGUCCCCAAGCCUUGGCUCUUGCCAACCUGCCAACCCCUUGGGAAUCAGGCAAGCAAUUUGGGGAAAAAUUGGGAGAUAGUACGCAUUCCAUUCCAGGCGCAGACAUUUUCACGUGUAGGUGGCAUACGU
Callorhinchus milii (elephant shark) is the source of this 3770-nucleotide messenger RNA. It is a transcript of the gene tlr7, whose product is annotated as toll-like receptor 7. The record is from RefSeq and is a predicted model, not a curated record. Bases 183 to 3311 code for a protein of 1042 amino acids. NCBI's taxonomy places the organism in Eukaryota, Metazoa, Chordata, Chondrichthyes, Chimaeriformes, Callorhinchidae. Gene Ontology annotation, cellular component: plasma membrane. Gene Ontology annotation, molecular function: protein binding; pattern recognition receptor activity. The transcript has 2 exons. Gene Ontology annotation, biological process: toll-like receptor signaling pathway; defense response to virus; canonical NF-kappaB signal transduction.